AUCAUCUCAUCUUUCAUCUUCUAUUACAAUAACUAACUUGUGCGCAAACAGCUUCCAACAAUUUUUCUCGUUGGCAUUAUUUCCUCGCACAAAUAAACAAACAAAUAUCGCAAAAAUGUACUUGGAGGGCACUGGACCGAAUCCAGCUAGAUCAAUGUCAAGGGUACAUGCAAUGGUAUAAAAAGUUUUAUAAAUUCGUUGCACUGUGCUCGACCGCACAACAUACGCUUCUGAACCGUCUUGAGCGCAUCGUCGAAAGAAAUUCAAACCUCACAACAUGGACCGCUGGCAUGGAAAGGUAGCCGUAGUGACGGGUGCCAGCUCGGGUAUUGGUGCUGCCACUGCAAAAGCGCUUGUACGCGCCGGUAUGGUUACGAUCGGCUUAGCAAGACGUGUGGAACGAAUAGAAGCACUCCGAGCGGAACUGCCAGCUGAUGUGGCCGGAAGACUCCACGGUAUUCGUUGUGAUGUCACUAAGGAGGAGGACAUUUUGGCCGCUUACCGCGAGAUAGAGGCCCAGUAUGGAGGUGUCGAUGUGCAGAUAAACUGUGCUGGAAUCGCGAGACAUACCAUACGCGUACUUCAAGCGAACAAUACGCAAGAUCUCCGUGAUAUAGUGAAUACCAGUCUGCUCGGAUUGGCCCUGUGCAGCCGGGAAGCGUAUUUAUCGAUGCAGAAACGUUCGGUUGAUGGCCAUAUCGUGCACAUUAACAGCAUUGUCGGACAUUCAAUUCCGCCGCUGAACACGCUGAACAUCUAUCCGGCGGUUAAGUAUGGCGUGACGGCACUCACGGAAACGAUGCGCCAGGAGUUGCGGUUUGCCGGAACCAAAAUUAAAGUUACGAGCAUUAGUCCGGGUUUUACGAGAACUCCGAUCAAUCCCAACAGUAAUACCUACACGGGACCCAUUCUCGAACCGGAAGAUAUUGCCGAUGCGAUUCUGUACGCUCUCGGUACUCCACCAAGGGUGCAGAUACACGAGCUGACAAUCAAACCAGUUGGUGAAGUAGAGUAAAAUCACACCAUACAAUAUAACAAAUGUUUAACAUGUUAGUAAAUUAAAUAUCGCUUUCGUCGCAAAAAAAAUCUUUCUGAUAAUCUCUUCAACGAUAAUCAUUCCAACAUGAUUAGCUGAGUUUUAGACAUCAACUCCCAGGAAUAUGCAAUUACUUAGAAUCGCCUAGUCAAUUUUGUGUCUGAAUCGGUCUAUCACGUCGGUAGUCUCCAAAAAUUCUUCGAGUGUUUUUAUCCAGACAUUCCACCAACACAACAAAGUGUUACCAAAUUGUUACACCAUUCUGUCACAAAUAUUCGUCCAACCUUUAAAGACUCCAAAGUAAAUGAUGUUUUUGAGUA
Molecule: messenger RNA, 1356 nt
Organism: Anopheles funestus (African malaria mosquito)
Lineage: Eukaryota; Metazoa; Arthropoda; Insecta; Diptera; Culicidae
Product: farnesol dehydrogenase-like
Exons: 2
Coding region: 278-1015 (245 amino acids)
Source: RefSeq, a predicted model, not a curated record